GACUCCGUGUUUUAUUGGCCACGUCUUUCUCUCAGCGGGGUUCGGGCGUGUCACUUUCAUCACUGAAAGUAGAAUUGUUAUAUUAGGAUUCUAGUGAUAUUCUUUGGUUUACUUAUUGAAAGAUCACAUUGCCAUUCUAAAUCAGGCAUUGGUACAACUUUCAAGACUUGCCUGAACAAAUUAUCAGGCUGAUGGUGGCCAUGCAUCAAACAUGCAUGUUUCUUGUCCUAUGGACUGGAUCAGUACUUGGUCGCAUACAUGAGCUUAAGUUAGAGCAUGACUCCCGGCGAUACUUUCCUCUUAGUACGUUUGGCUUUCUGACUGGCGGAGACCUGAUUGUCAACAUCACCUCGUUCCAAGUCGAUGACAGCAGCCUGUCUGGCGUGUACGGCUUCACGCUGGACCGCACCAUGAGCGACGCUGUCAACCCAUACCUGGACGGCCACAUGACGCGCUGCACGCUCGCGUCGCCCAUCAGCAGCCAGGACACGUCUGCCGCCAUCAUCUACUUUACCUUUGACCUCAAGCAGAAGCGGGUGCUGCUCAACUGCAGCCGCAGCGUGGCCGACAUCGUGAUCGAGCCCGUUUCGUCGCGCUCGUCGGACGAGGAGGCGCGCAGCAAGCGCGACUGGCUGCUGGGCUCACUGGCCGGCUCGGCGCUCUACAAGCAGCGCCACCGCCGGCUGGCCGCCGCCCCCGACCCGGCACCAGUGUCGGAGCCGCACCCGGAGCCGGCCGUGCCGGGCCAGCAGCGGUGCGCAGGCUUCGCCCCCAUCCUGCUGCAGAGGAGCGACAACACCACUAGCGGUCUGCCAGUCUUCAGCACGGCGUUCGUGAUCCACGUGCUGAACCAUGGUGGCGAGGGCCUCUACAACUUGUUCUUCCAUAACUGUCCCAACUACCAAGAUGACAAGGUGCACGUGAGCAUGACGGUGGAGAUGUCGGAGCAGAAUAUGGACAGCUACCUGUCCGCCGGCGAGAUGCCGCUACCGGCGCUCUACUUCAUGAUGUCUGUCCUCUUCUUCAUCUCCUCCUGCUUCUGGCUCUUUAUACUCAAGAAGAGCAAUCGCGCCGACGUUUACAAGACCCACUACGUCAUGUCGCUGCUGGGCUACAUGAAGGCACUGUCGCUGCUCUUCCACGGCAUCAACUACCACGUCAUCGAGGUCAACGGCUUUCACAUGGAGGCCUGGGCCAUCCUGUUCUACAUCACGCACCUCAUGAAGGGCGCGCUGCUGUUUGUCACCAUCAUCCUGCUGGGCACCGGCUGGACGUUCAUCAAGCACGUGCUGGCCGACCGCGACAAGAAGCUUUUUAUGAUCGUCAUUCCCCUCCAGCUGCUGGCGAACGUGGCGCAGAUCAUUUUGGAGGAGAGUGAGGAGGGUGACUCGGUGCACACCACCUGGCGCGAGAUGCUCUACCUGCUCGAUCUCGUCUGCUGCGGCGCCAUCCUCUUCCCUGUCGUGUGGUCGAUCCGACACCUGCAGGACGCCUCGGAGACGGACGGCAAGGCCGCCAUGAAUCUCAAGAAGCUCAAGCUCUUCCGCCACUUCUACAUCAUGAUCGUCUGCUAUAUCUACUUCACGCGUAUCGUCGUGUACUUGCUGCAGAUAAUGGUGCCGUUCCAGUACGAGUGGCUGGACGACAUGUUCCGGGAGAUGGCCACGUACGUGUUCUUCGCCGUGACUGCGUAUAAGUUUCGUCCGGCAGACAGCAACCCCUACUUCCAGGUGCCGCUGUCUGACGACGAACAAGAGAUGGAUGAGGUCCUGACCGAGUCGGGCGUGACCGAGGGCCUCAGCCGGGUGCGGAACCGCGCCGAGCCGUCCGACGCCGGCGCCGGCGACGAGGACGAGACGCAGACGCUCUCCAAGCGCGAGAGCAGUCACGACUACGACUGAGCCGGCUGGCGGGGCGCUCCAUGGGCGGCACGUGGGCUGUGUGCUGGCAGAGGUGCGGCCGCCCGUCGCCGCCGCCGGGCUCGUACGACUGACGCCCGUGUACACGCGACGGCCAGGGCGGCGUUUUAGCGUUGGGAUCUCGCGGAAAUCGGGUGUGGAGGAGAUGGUGGUACUGAUGUUAGUCCGUGAUUGUGUAAAUAUUGAUGCGGUUGAAUCUGACAUGUGUGGCAGUGUUUAUCAAUGCGGCGCAGUGUCUGGCUCUUAUAUGUGUGCCCAUAUUUUGCGCUUUCUAAAUUGUGGCAUUGCUCAUUUUGAUCUGGCGGACUGUGUGCUCUGUAUCAAGGUCAUAAUUCCUGUUCGCGUCCUGCUGGCGUUAAGUGGCAAUACCAUGAGGUAAAUAAACAAAUACACUGCUUC
Molecule: messenger RNA, 2318 nt
Organism: Pollicipes pollicipes
Lineage: Eukaryota; Metazoa; Arthropoda; Thecostraca; Pollicipedomorpha; Pollicipedidae
Product: protein GPR107
Exons: 15
Coding region: 192-1901 (569 amino acids)
Biological process (GO): transport
Cellular component (GO): membrane; Golgi apparatus
Source: RefSeq, a predicted model, not a curated record